CAUAUGAGAUAUUCCCUAUAUUAUGAAAUACUCAAACAGCUAGCGUUGCACCUUCGUUCUACCUGCAGAGGUCGCCCCAGGGUAGAAGAGGAGAGAGAGUGGAGACAAGGGGAAGGAGGUCACCGGGGUUAAGGCAGGAACGAUAGCCACCGGGGCUGAGGAAGGGCUCGGGGUGAGCGGUGACGGCGGGGGAGGGAGAGGGGGAGCGCUCCAUUCCGCAUGUCCUUUCCUUACUUAUGUUCCAGAUUUUUAAUACGGUGAAGGUUGACAUAUUGCCAUAUCGGCUUAUUUGUUUAGAUGACGAUUGCCUUCACAUCUAUCAUGGCUAUCUUCAUUAUUGAAAGGGUUGAUGAUAGGACGGGACCAAAGUCCCUUGCACCACUUGUUAUUGCUGGUGCUCUGAGCAUCAUGUAUUGGAGGUUCUUUGACGAUCUUCGCCCAUAUGCAGUUCAGUUUGUUCCAUGCAUUGCUAUACCUGUGAUGGCUAUAGUAAUUCCACCAAUGUAUACGCAUUCAAGCUACUGGCUUCGGCAGCAGGUUAGCAAUGGAUUUUACCUGCUUGCUAAAGUUGAAGAGGCUGCUGACAAACCUAUCUAUAAGUGGACUCAUCACAUUGUCAGUGGCCAUACCCUUAAGCAUCUAUGUGCUGCGAUGGUACCUGUUUUCUUGGCUCUCAUGCUAGCCAAAAGGACUAUUGAGCCAGAAAGGGUAAGUUUACUCCAGAAGUGGAAGAUCAGUUGGAUUAUGGUGAGAGAGAGUCGUUCCAAGGAUAGGAACACGGCUGAUGCCGGUUGCAACUAUGCUUCUGUUUCAAGUACAUCUGAAUAGUAAGUAUACAUUUAGGCAUCUAGCAUUCUGCACACAUGUCAGGAAGAAAACGCA
Messenger RNA from Phragmites australis (common reed), 882 nucleotides. RefSeq lists its product as uncharacterized. The record is from RefSeq and is a predicted model, not a curated record. The transcript has 4 exons. NCBI's taxonomy places the organism in Eukaryota, Viridiplantae, Streptophyta, Magnoliopsida, Poales, Poaceae. Bases 298 to 828 code for a protein of 176 amino acids.